AUGGACUUAUCCAGUGAAGACCUGAACGGCACUGACACUUCUGAGGGCACUGAUGACGAUUGGAUAUACCUUCUGAACAGCGACUUUCAUAGCAUUCGCAGCAGAUCGCGUUGCCUAGGGCCUUGGCCGCACUGUCCAUUUAAGUCCAGUGGCGUAAAGGCCACUGAUGUUGACAUCAUGACGUCUGAUCAGGAAACUCAUCGCCUUGUUUUGCAUGCCCUGCAUCUUGUGUAUGAGGAACAGAAAUUGCGGCCGCUAGCACGAGAUUCCGUGAUUCGUUUGGCACGUUUGAAUGUUCGCCUUGCGAUUGCGAUUGGUGCCUCUGACUUCAUUGACCAUUAUAGACGGGAUCAUAGUGCGGUUGAACACUUUCAAAAAAGACAACCGCCCCUCAGCCCGCCACAGGAUGCCCUAGUUCCGUGCAUUAUGACGAAUUUACGUGAUUUGAUAAGAGGGGAAUGCGAGGCUCACACUGCCUUUCUCCCCACACUGUCUAACACUUAUGAAUCCCAAUGUCAGCAACUGAUGGCAUCAUGGCAGUCUCAAAGUCCAGCAAGUACGUGCGUUCAACUUGUAAGGUAUUUUAUCCGAUUGUACGGGAAAGCUGAAAGGGGAAAGUCUUUUGAAGAGAAGGCGGAGUCUCUUCUUCUUGCCAUGGUCGAAGAUAACUUUUGCAAGACAGACCUAGAGGGCCUCCCGGUCGGCGUCGCGCUCCCCCUACAAGACGCAUUAUUCAUUUGUCGAAGAAAACCAAAGGCGACCUGGCCGUACCAAGCUUUUGCUCUUAUUGGAAGGGAGGAUCUUUUCAACUUCAGCCGCUUCGAUUCGGAGAGAGUUACUCGUCCAGGACAGGAUAGUGAUGGGAUUCUGACAUCUGAGAAGGAACGUUUGUCUCAGGGCUCAGCGGACGAAGAUGGUUGUGAGAUGGAAACCCAUCUAUUUCGUCUACGAUUCAGUGAAGAUCGACGGGGUGAGGAGGUGCGGAGAAUGCUUCGGUCGACGGACCCAGUUACAAUGACUCCUCCUGCGAAUCCAUAUCCAGAUUCUAUAAUGGAAUUUGAUAUCGCAUCUGAGCAGCGGCGAAAACUGGCACGUCUUGUGCGCAAGCGUUACGCUGCUCCAGUAGGGCGAGGUGCAUAUACCCUAAGGACUUACCUGCCUUCAGAUCCAACAAAACCACUGGUGAUCCCAAAAAUUUGCGUGAGUGGAGUUCUUUUUUCGCAGAAGGGCAGUGUGGUCACUUUGAAUGAAGCAGAAGCGAGCGAAGGUCAGUGGGGUGAAUUCCACAAUGGUGUCGCGGCAGGACUCCGAAUUGUGGCAGCUCGCACUGACGACGAUAGCGACAACGGUCGGAUUCUAACCCGCGCAUGGAUUGUGAAUCACAGACCAACUGCAUCUUCUGGGAGCUCUAGUCAUGCCGGCAUGCUUCUAGCUCUAGGGCUCGGGGGCUAUCUACCGGCCCUGCGCACGACAGAUUACUACGAAUAUCUUAUACCACGACAUGAUCUAACGUCCAUUGGCCUAAUGCUAGGUUUGGCUGCAGGCAAUCUUGGUUCCCGACAUGAUAAGAUCACAAAGAUGCUCUGCGUGCACAUCAAGUACUUCAACGGUCCUGGAUUUGCAGUCCCUGAUUUCCAGGUAUCCAUGAACGUUCAAACUGCUGCAAUUUUGGGACUAGGUAUGUUGCAUCAAGGAGCCGGUGAGCAUCUCAUAGUUGAAGGCCUAUUCUCCGAACUUGGUCGGCGGCCAAAACCAGGUGACAAUGUUGAUGACAGGGAAAGUCUUGCACUAGCUGCGGGUAUAUCAAUUGGACUCCUUCAUCUCGGCAGUGGUUCAUCUGCAUUCGAUGCUGCCGACGAGCGUCUUAUCGACCGUCUAGUUCUCUAUGCAAAUGGGGGACCAGGGGCGUCACGGGUAAAAGAAAGCAAUUUCGUCAACACAGAUGUUGUUUCACCUGGAGCACUGCUUGCAUUGGCACUGGUAUACUUAAAGACAAACGAAAGACGACUAGCCGACAGGAUCGUACUGCCAGACUCCCUAUAUAAUUUGGACAGAGCCCGACCUGAUCACGUGUUUCUGCGAGUACUGGCUAAGUCGCUCAUUAUGUGGGACGAUAUUUCGGCAACUCAGGAAUGGAUUCUAAGAAUAAUUCCAGAGCUGAUCAGACCAGUGAGUAACGGUGACUCUAUUGACUUGCUCGGAGAGAUUGCUAUUGGAAGCACGUAUACAGAAGUUGACAUUGACGUACCCGGCAUCAUUGAUGCACGAGCUUUCGCGACAGCUGGGGCGUGCGCUGCCAUCGCCCUCAAAUAUGCUGGCACCAAUCAUCCUCUUGCAAUCAAUCUGUUGUACGACAUGUGCGAGACGUUUGAGAGAGCACUGCUGCAACAGGAAACUCAGCAUGAACCAGUGACAUGGGUGUUCAUGACGUGCCUGUUUUCAAUGGCACUCUCGCUUGCAGUCAUUGUUUCAGGUAGUGGAAAUUUGAGAGUACUACGUCUCUUCCGCAGGUUACGAAAGCGUCAAGGCCGUCCAGCUGGAAGCAGUAGGUAUGGAUACCAUCUCGCGAUACACAUGGCCAUCGGCUUUCUGUUCAUGGGAGGAGGAUGCCAGACGUUCGGCACAAGUAACAUCGCGAUCGCUGGGUUGUUGUGUGCCAUAUACCCCCGCUUCCCAGAAGACGUGAAGGACAACCAAUUUCAUUUACAAGCAUUCCGACAUUUAUAUGUUUUGGCGGUGGAACCUCGUUGCAUUGAAACUCGGGACGUAGACACUGGGAAGCCUUGUUGCGUGGACGUCGAAAUUGAACUGAAAGAAGGUCACAAAUUGAAAACGAAAGCGCCCUGCAUAGUCCCUGAAGCCGGGACUGUGAAACAAGUUUCAGUUGUAAGUGAGCGAUACUGGCCAACAACAACUCAAGUCAUUCCCCCAAUUCCCGGCUAUGGGUGGUUUUCGAACACACAGAGCCAGGUUCUCUUCGUGAAAAGAAGAACCGGUCAUCUCCCAUAUAUUUCGGAUCCGAAGGGAUCAAAGGGAAUUGCUGCAAGGUCUUUGUCCCGUAGUUGGUCAGGCAAGAGCGACUCAAAUUCUCAUUUUGAUCAAGUAGAUCAUUUGGUUCAGGCAUUCAGUGCUGAUGCCGAGUUGCAAGCCUUCGUGACCCAUUUUUGCAGUCCCUUGAAGAAUUCUGAGCAAUACUAUACAGCAGAGAAACUCGAGGAAGACAGGGCCCGACGUCACGUGGAAUGGAUGUUUGAAUGCUUGUCGAACGACAAGGCUGACGCAGUGAGGUUGUACAUGAAUGCCGAGCGCGCUUCAACCGCAGUUCUUGAAGGCCAUGCGAACCCUUCUCACGUCGGAAGCCUAAUGCUCCUGAAAUCUUACAUUUACUCUUCUCAAUUGCCGAGUACGCCACUAUUGCAACCUGCCUACCUGGCGAAGCUCAUUCAUGCAAUCCACGCCACUUUGAACACAACCACUAUGCAAGAAAGGAUAUUGAAGUAUAUUUGGAGCAAAGGGAGGAUGUGGCCAGGUGCGGAAGAAAGAAAUGGAAAUUUGCGAAGAUUGGAUUUAGAUUUUGGCAUUGCUCUUCGAAUGGAAGAAGUCCCAUGUCCCAAAGGGUUGCCACCCCUUUCUGCAGCUCUGCAGCUAGCAACCUCGGACAGAGCAACCGCAGGAGAUCAUUGGCUGUGCUUUGCAGAUGAACAUAGGAGCACUGCUAGUAUCACAGCAAUAGAAUGUAUAGUUGCUGCUCUGGAUGGGCGAGGUCUAGACGACCACCAACUUAACUGUAUAAUAUAUGAAGUCAAACCCUCAAAAUAUCUAUUCUUAACAGCUCUCGACCAUACAAUUGGUCUGUGCUGCACUCUCUCCUGGUACAGCUCCAGAGCGCAAGCUGCAAGAUAUAUAGAAUCUAGUCAUUUUCGAAAUGUUGCUGCUACUCUGGUCUCGUUCAAUUAA
Molecule: messenger RNA, 3957 nt
Organism: Chondrus crispus (carragheen)
Lineage: Eukaryota; Rhodophyta; Florideophyceae; Gigartinales; Gigartinaceae
Exons: 4
Coding region: 1-3957 (1318 amino acids)
Biological process (GO): anaphase-promoting complex-dependent catabolic process; protein K11-linked ubiquitination; metaphase/anaphase transition of mitotic cell cycle
Cellular component (GO): anaphase-promoting complex
Molecular function (GO): molecular adaptor activity
Source: RefSeq, a predicted model, not a curated record